GGUGCCUUUGACUGUCACUCGGGCUCUGUGAACUGACCGCUCUGACAAAAGGAAGUAGGUUGGAUUUAGAAAGUUCAGCGGAGGUCUGAGCUUGCCAUCUUGGGUCCUGUGGUCCCCAGGCGUCCGUUGGGAGCAGCUGUGCUGGUGGCGGAGACCGAGUCGCAGGACGCUUCCAGCCUCAUCAUGCCUUACGUCCAUGGCUACGCCCCGCCCUCCGUCAUUGGAUUGGUGCCUUUGACUGUCACUCCGGCUCUGUGAACUGACCGCUCUGAAAUGACGGAAUAGGGCGGAUUUAGAAAGUUCAGCGGAGGUCUGAGCUUGCCAUCUUGGGUCCUGUGGUCCCCAGGCGUCCGUUGGGGGCAGCUGUGCUGGUGGCGGAGACCGAGUCGCAGGACGCUUCCAGCCCCAUCAUGGGGUUGGUGUCAUUUGAGGACAUAGCGGUGCACUUCACCUGGGAGGAGUGGCAGGACCUGGACGCUGCUCAGAGGGCCCUGUACAGGGAUGUGAUGCUGGAGAACUACAGCAGCCUGGUGUCCCUGGACCCCUGCAUUGCCAAACCUAAGUUGAUCUUCAUGUUGGAGCAUGGAUUUAGGCCAUGGAGCCUAGCAGAAGCUUCAAGCUGGAGCCUCCCAGGUGUUCAUAACGAGAGUACUCUGAUUGACACCAGCAAGGAAAUUCCUAAGACACGUUUUCAGCAACUCAGAAUUACUAACCAAAAGACACCAAAGGAAGACAUGAUUGAAGCAGAACUAAAGGCUCAACAGGAAGUCUCCAAAGGGACAACAUCCUGUCAUGGCAGAACACCUGUAACAUCUUUGUUCCGCAAGUCACGGGAAAACAAGAAUGAGACAUCGUACAGUGAUGGGAAGCUCUAUGAAUGCAAGGACUGCGAGAAAGCUUUCUGUAAUAAUUCAACCCUAAUUAAGCACUACAGAAGGACUCAUAACGUAUACAAGCCCUAUGAGUGUGAUGAAUGCAGUAAAAUGUACUAUUGGAAGUCAGACCUCACAUCUCAUCAGAAAACUCACAGACAAAAGAAGAGGACCUAUAAGUGCAGAGAGUGUGGGAAGGCUUUCUUCCGCAGGUCUCACCUCAAUGUGCAUGAAAGAACCCAUUCAGGUGAGAAGCCUUACGAGUGUACAGAAUGCAGGAAAGCUUUCUAUUACAAGUCUGACCUUACUCGACAUAAGAAGACUCAUUUGGGGGAAAAACCUUUUCAAUGUGAAGAGUGCCAGAAAUCUUUUUCUCGAAAGUCAAAACUUGCUAUACAUCAGAAGAGUCACACGGGCGAGAAACCAUACGAAUGUGCAGAGUGCAAGAAGGCUUUCUCCCACAAGUCUCAGCUCACUGCUCAUCGGAUUGCUCAUUCAUCUGAGAACCCUUAUGAGUGUAAAGAAUGCAAUAAGUCUUUCCACUGGAAGUGUCAACUCACAGCACAUCAGAAAAGGCACAGAUCAUCAUGUGAAUGAAUCUGUUGCUGCUACCAUGCCUUGCUCUGCUGUCCUGGAUGCUGAAGCUUCUGAACCAUAAGGCUAAUUAAACAUUUUAUUUUUUAAUAAGUUG
This is a messenger RNA of Mastomys coucha (southern multimammate mouse), 1563 nucleotides long. Its product is annotated as zinc finger protein 809-like. The record is from RefSeq and is a predicted model, not a curated record. The transcript is spliced from 7 exons. NCBI's taxonomy places the organism in Eukaryota, Metazoa, Chordata, Mammalia, Rodentia, Muridae. Gene Ontology annotation, biological process: negative regulation of transcription by RNA polymerase II. Gene Ontology annotation, molecular function: DNA-binding transcription repressor activity, RNA polymerase II-specific. The coding region runs from base 411 to 1469 and encodes 352 amino acids.